GCUCUGCCACUGCCAAUCCAUGAAUCACGUAUCAACCUGAUAUAAGCCGCUGCAGUGGCUGUAUUCAUCACAAAAAGGACAGCGAUAUGCGGAGUAACGCAUACUGGGGGAUAACAAUGAAGUAUUUUGUUUUCUUGUGUGUAUUGGCUAUUGGGGCGAAUGCAAUUUGUGACGACGCCGACGGUGUGGGGGUGGUGUGUGAGGUGUGCACGGAGGACAUGGUGUGCUCCCUGGAUGGGGUACAGGUGACCUGCUCUCGCGACCCAUGUGACAACUGCUCUGUCGUCUGGACUGACGUCGAAGGCGUGGAUUUCACGGACGAAUGCAUCGCAGACGAUGACGUCGUUGACGACAUUGGUGACGUAGAAGCUGAUAUUGACAUCGAUGAUGACAUCGAUGUUGAUUACGAUGUUGACGAUGUCGAAGAGGGAGACGAUGAAGGGCCGAUUAAUAGAGGUAGUCGGAAAUGGCGACGCAAAUAUGGGCGAUAUCAGCGAAAGAAGACGAGGAAGUUCGCAAGAAAGCAGUGGAAACAUCAGAGAAAGACCAUGACCACCGAAGAGAGGCUUGCGGCGAUCCAAAAGCGGCGCCAGGAAAUGACCGCCCGGUGGCUGGCCAAGGGCAAGGAGGAAAAGGCGGAGAAGUUCCAGCGAAAGUGGGAUGCCAAGGAUGAGAGAAAGGCCGGGCGCCUAGAGAAAAUCAUGGACCGGAAAGAACAGUUUCAAGCAAUGACCCCUGAGGAACGCCUGGCCUUCUUUGAAGAGCGGCGUGCACUACGCCAGCAGCGGAAAGAGAACCGGAAAAAUAAGAAGGUGCAGAAGGUGCAGCGUCGGCAGGGCCGGAAAUACGCGACCAUGGUGCAAGAAUAAUUUCAUAUAUUACAUGCUUUGCUAUUCAGUUUUACUAUGUUAAGCAUUUUCACUGUAAAUGUUUCUUAGGUUGUUUUUAAUGUAUGUUUCAUUUGAUAUCUGCAAGUUUUCUCUUUCUUUUUCUAUUGGAUAUUAAUCUCCGCUUUUGUAAUAAACAAUGUUACACUG
This is a messenger RNA of Dreissena polymorpha, 1037 nucleotides long. RefSeq lists its product as uncharacterized. The transcript is spliced from 5 exons. The coding region runs from base 87 to 869 and encodes 260 amino acids. NCBI's taxonomy places the organism in Eukaryota, Metazoa, Mollusca, Bivalvia, Myida, Dreissenidae. The record is from RefSeq and is a predicted model, not a curated record.